Alosa alosa (allis shad) is the source of this 4066-nucleotide messenger RNA. RefSeq names its product UDP-Gal:betaGlcNAc beta 1,4- galactosyltransferase, polypeptide 3 (gene b4galt3). The transcript has 8 exons. The record is from RefSeq and is a predicted model, not a curated record. Gene Ontology annotation, molecular function: glycosyltransferase activity. Bases 964 to 2220 code for a protein of 418 amino acids. Gene Ontology annotation, biological process: galactosylceramide biosynthetic process; carbohydrate metabolic process. NCBI's taxonomy places the organism in Eukaryota, Metazoa, Chordata, Actinopteri, Clupeiformes, Clupeidae.
CUCACAUCAAGUAGCUAGAGCUGAACAUUUUUGGAUUGACGUUGAAUGCAAAUAUUAAACAAACAUAGGUGUAGAAUUUAAAAAAAUAAACAAUCGUCUGAAACCGUGAAGAUUAAAAUGUAUUCUGACACAAAGUGUGCGCUUGGCUUCACUUUCUGUCAAUCUAUUGUCAACUCGUCCAUUAAAGGGUGCCCCUCUGGACGCGUCAUCUGCAUUUGCCCCUCUGCAUGUCUGCAAGCGGCGACCACAACAGCGGUUUAGCAGACCGAUGUAGCAUUUGGUGGUAAUGGCUUCUGAGAAGCACCUGCUGGUGAAGACGAUGACUUUUCCUCGGUUUUUCGUGCGUUCGCUGUAGAGCCCGGUCGGUCGCCACCGUGACAUUCAGGAAUGUUAACGGAUAAAUCUUAAUUACAGAAAUCGGUCGAAUGUAUAUUAGGGAAAGCGGCCUUCAUAUUUCAUUCCGAAGCCUGGGACUUGAUUCGGACUAUCGAAGGGAUACGGGAUGUCUGCUAAUGUGUCGUGAUGGGGAAAUGAGCACAAUGGGCAUUUACUGCUGCAUGGACGUUUCUGACCACACCAAAGCACAGCGAUUGCCUCUGUGCUGAGGGUAUGGGUGUGUGGAGGGGCCUGCUCCUGAGCUCUCUCUGUCUCACACUAUAGAUGCUCACUGCCCGGCCCUCAGAGCCGCAGUUGUCCUUCUCGACCUCCGCCUCCCACCCUCUCCCUCCGCCUCCCACCCUCUCUCUUUCAGUUUGUAAUCCCUGUCAAACUGCCCCUCUCUCCUCUGUCUACCCUUCCAGUGGCUCCGAGUUUCUCAAAGCUGUCUCUGUUUAACUUCAUCUUUUCUCUUGAAACACCCCCCUCUUUCUCUUCUUUUCCCUGUAUUUUUUCCCCCUGACCCCUUUUUCUCUGUCUGUCUCUCUCUCUCUCUCUCUCUCUCUCUCUUGUUCUCUCACUCCAACGAUGCUGUGCUGUGGUCGAGCGCUGGACUCCCCAUGUACCUUGGCUAUGCUGGUGGGGUUCCAGUUUGCGUUCGUCCUCUACUUCUCCCUAGGAGGGUUCCGGGGCCUGGUGUCAGUGCUCGUCCACUCCACCGAGCCCGAGUUUGACUACUCGCGGCCCCACGACGUCUAUACCAACCUCAGCCACCUGGGGGCGCUCGCACCCCAUCACACAGGACCAGCAGCACCAACAGGGCCAACGCCACAGCUGAAAGACUGCCAGGUGCCCUCGCCACUGUUGGUGGGUCCUGUGUUGGUGCGCCUAUCGUCCCCUCCCUCGCUGGACGAGAUCAAGGAGAAGAACCCCCUGGUGACUCCAGGGGGUCACUACACUCCCCCGGACUGUGAGCCAAGGCACCAUACGGCUAUUGUAGUGCCCUACCGAAACCGGCAGGCUCACCUCCGAGCCCUCCUCUACCACCUCCACCCUUUCCUGCAACGCCAGCAGAUCCACUACAGCAUCUAUAUUGUGCACCAGCUUGGAAACGCAACUUUUAACCGCGCCAAGCUGCUGAAUGUCGGGGUGCGAGAGGCACUACGGGACGAAGACUGGAGCUGCAUCUUCCUCCAUGACGUUGACCUACUCCCUGAAAACGACCACAACACAUACACCUGCCACCCUCAGUAUCCAACACAUCUCUCUGUGGCCAUGGACAAGUUUAGGUACAGACUGCCAUACCCACAGUAUUUCGGCGGCGUUUCUGCUGUAACUCCAAACCAGUACCUCAAGAUGAACGGCUUUCCCAACCAGUAUUGGGGCUGGGGAGGGGAGGAUGAUGACAUCGCAGCCAGGAUACGUCUCUCAGGGAUGAAGAUAGUGCGCCCCCCGGUGGCUAUUGGCCAUUAUAAGAUGAUCAAGCAUAAAGGGGACCAGGGUAAUGAGCAGAACCCACGCAGGUUUGACCUGCUUAAGCGUACGAGGAUAAACUGGCGCUCCGAUGGGCUGAACUCCCUGACCUACCAGCUACUGUCCAAGGAGUUGGAACCGCUGUACACCAACCUGUCAGUCAACAUUGGUGAUGACCCCCACCCUUCCAAGAAUGGCCAGCCUCCGAGGAAGCAAACCCCACCUCCGGUCCACCACCCAGACAAAUCUAAGGCAAAAGCCAAGCUGGUGGCUCCCACAAAACCUGUGAAAACUGACACCGCCCAGCGGACGAAAGCCAAUGAGACAUCGGCUCGGGAAGAGAAGGCGGGGACGAAGCAGGAAGUGGGCUGAUUUCAGUACCGGUGAUUGACGGCUCUGCUACAGGCUCUGUGCUGUAUGGAUUCUGUCAUAAAAGAUAAAAGGUCGAUCUGAAUUCAGCUGUUUUUUCCCCUUAUUCCUUCUUUACAGCAGAGCUUUGUCUCAGUUAUUCUCAAUAAUAAGAUAGCCACGCCACGAAUAUACUCUCACAGAGAGUGGACCACGAUCAGCUUUUCAAAACACCCUUGAAUGUUCCUUGAAGACUGUCAUGAUAAUUUGAUGCACUGGUUCAGCAGCUUGUUCGGACAAAAACUCUACUCUGACGGGUGGCAAGAUAUUUCAGUCUCGCCACGGUGGUUGUAAAUAUCUCUCCCGGGGGUGAAGUGAGUGUGUGUGUGAUUGGACACAGUGCCAGUUUGUGUGUGUGUGUGUGUGUGUGUGUGUGUGUGUGUGUGUAUGCUUAUUCAGCCAGUUUGCUGCCAGCUGCUGCUCUGUGCCCACCCGUGUGGGCUUGUCUUUCUGUGCCUUUUUCUCGCUCUAGUACCAUUUCUCUUACUGAUGUGUAUCGGUUGUGUGUUCUCAACCCAGAUUCCUUCUCCAAGAGGAACAUGUUUGUUGGUUUGCAGAACAGACAUGCUGUUUUGUAUCAGUGUGCAUGGCCGGGUUAGAGAUAUUGCUGCUGAACAGGUUUCUUAUCACUGUGCAGUUUUGUUGUUUUUUGUUUUUUUUGGUUUAAGCUGUAGAAGAGAUUUCUAUAUCAUGAGUUUACACUGGUUUGUGUUCUCAUUACAGAGCUAUUUAUGCUUAGUUUAUCUUCCCAUACCUCUUAAGAUCAGAGUUUAUAUUUGUAUAGCAGUACAGUACAUAUCUAUUUUCACUUUAGUCCGUGUUUGGUGCCUCUUUUUGAUUAGAACUUUUAAUUUAGAGACAAUCAGUAGCCUAAAAUACAUGGUUCUAUCCAAUCAUACCAUGGAGGGAGAAAAAAAAUCAAUUAACCAAAAAAGGAAAAAAGUUGAAAAUAGUAAAUAAAAAGACUUAAGAACAUAUUUUAGACAUCGUAAUGAAAGUAUUGUUUUGAUGAAUGCAGUUUUUUUUUUUUUUUUUAAUUUUAUGAAUGUGUCCGUGGGGUUACGCUUAGUGCUGUCUCACAUAGAGAACUUCCUCUGCACAGCUGUGUCAUUGCCUAAAUGUAUACGUUUUACUCUGGUUUUGGUUUUCACCUUUUAUGUUGACAACAAUAGCUUGGUUUGGCCAGAGUUCAGGUUUCCAUGUCUAUAAAUCCUGUAAGUAUAUCUGUAGGACAGAGGGGCAUAUUGUGUUACUUCAAAAGCAUAGUGCAUGAUCAGAGUGUAAGCUCUAGUUCCUUAUAACUACAAUAUCAACAUGCAUUGAUACCUGCAGUUGUGGAUGGGCAUCCUGAUCACAUGACACUUUUACUCAGUACAUUAUUAAUUUGUAGUAAAAAGACAAGAAUAGUCAUGAUAAUGUUUUUAAUUUUGUCAGCAGUACUUCUAUCAAUUUCAAAUGAUGUGGUGCACUAUUAGACCAAUUAAUUCAUGCAAUAGUGUCAUUUUUCUAUUUUAAGCUAUAUCUUCCUUCCAGAAACGUAGUACUAACACACAUAGUACAGAGGGCUGUCCGGCAUGCGUCAGACAAAAGACAGUUUCCAUUCAACAUACUGGCAGGAUUUCCAUAGUAUACUAUAUAUGAUAUAUAUUUACUAAAUUAGUUUUAUAUCAGAUGUUUUGGUUUUAGGAAAUGACACAUUACUUGAACUACCUUACUGUGCAUAGUUACCAUAGAUAUUUCUUUGGUAUCUGUUUGACUUGAAUUAAACUAUGUACUGAUAAGACGCUGUAAAUUAAAAGUAUUUAAAAGA